UCCUCCUCCCCCUGUUGCGUUCCUAGGUGGCGAUGGCGACGGGGCAGGUGCUGUUUCAUCGGUUCUUCUACUCGAAGUCCUUCGUCAAGCACAGCUUCGAGAUUGUUGCUAUGGCCUGCAUCAAUCUCGCGUCCAAAAUCGAAGAGGCGCCUCGACGUAUAAGGGACGUGAUCAAUGUGUUUCAUCAUUUGCGUCAGUUAAGAGCAAAAAGGACUCCAAGCCCCCUGAUACUUGAUCAGAACUACAUAAACACCAAAAAUCAAGUAAUCAAAGCAGAAAGAAGGGUACUGAAGGAGUUGGGAUUUUGUGUUCAUGUCAAGCAUCCACAUAAGAUCAUUGUUAUGUAUUUACAAGUCUUAGAAUGUGAACGUAAUCAAACCCUGGUACAGACAGCCUGGAAUUACAUGAAUGACAGCCUUCGAACAAACGUGUUUGUUCGCUUUCAGCCAGAGACUAUAGCAUGCGCUUGCAUUUAUCUUGCUGCUAGAGCUCUGCAGAUUCCACUACCUACCCGUCCUCACUGGUUCUUGCUCUUUGGCACCACAGAAGAGGAGAUUCAGGAGAUAUGCUUAACAACUCUUAAGCUCUACACCAGAAAGAAGCCCAAUUAUGAAUUCCUGGAUAAAGAAGUAGAAAAGAGGAAAAUGGCACUGCAGGAAGCUAAACUGAAGGCAAAAGGUUUAAACCCGGAUGGAACUCCAGCACUGUCAACACUGGGUGGCUUCUCUCCUGCAUCCAAACCAUCUUCUCCGAGAGAAGUGAAAACUGAAGAGAAGUCUCCAGUAUCUCUGAAUACCAAAACCAUUAAAAAAGAGCCAGAAGAGAGGCAGCAAGCUUCAAAGAGCCCUUACAAUGGCAUGAGAAAAGAAAGCAAGAGAAGUAGAAGCAGCAGAAGUGCUAGUCGAUCUAGGUCAAGAACAAAGUCAAGGUCUCGAUCUCACACUCCUAGGCGGCACUACAACAAUAGGCGGAGCCUGUCUGGGACCUACAGCUCAAGAUCGAGAAGCAGGUCCCGCAGCCACAGUGGCAGGCCCCCCCGGCGCAGACACCAUAAUCACGGCUCGCCACACCUGAAGACCAAGCAUAGCAGGGAAGAGCUGAAGAGUGUGAAUAGACACGGUCACAAAAGGAAAAAGUCUCGUUCACGUUCGCAGAGCAAAUCCAGGGAUCAUUCCGAGGCUGCCAAGAAGCACAGGCACGAGCGGGGACACCACAGAGACAGGCGUGAGAGAUCCCGUUCCUUCGAGAGAUCGCACAAGGGCAAACACCAUGGUAGCGGCCGCUCAGGACACAGCAGGCACAGGCGCUGAGGUUUGCACCUGCACCACAUUCUAGUUAAGCCUGUAUAUAAUACAGUAAAUGGACUCUUUAUGUGAGAACAAAGGAACUGAUUACGAUUUGAUUAAUUUAAACCCAAUAUCUAAUUUUCUAAAACAUGUAGAAGAUUUUUCUUUUGGAAGAAGAAACUGUUACCAACUUUUGCACAUAAUACCUUAGCAGUAUCAGAUUGAUGGAAAACAAGGAUCAGGUUAAAUUGUAUGUAUUAGAGUUGUGUAUUGUUUAUUGAUAUGAGAACUGGAGAAUGGAUUUCUGUAAAAAAAAGCAAAAUGUACCUUAUUUUUAUACAAGUCAAUUGCAGACACUUAUAUUUAAGUAUAGUUAUUUGUUUAAACGAUGGUGGAUACUUUCUUACACUGGUUUUAGUCUGCAUGUGUUAAAAGAUUUUUACAAGAAAUAAAAUACAAAGCUUUUUUUUUUUACUGCCU
This is a messenger RNA of Phaethon lepturus (White-tailed tropicbird), 1766 nucleotides long. RefSeq names its product cyclin L1 (gene CCNL1). Gene Ontology annotation, cellular component: nucleus. Lineage: Eukaryota; Metazoa; Chordata; Aves; Phaethontiformes; Phaethontidae. Gene Ontology annotation, molecular function: cyclin-dependent protein serine/threonine kinase regulator activity. The record is from RefSeq and is a predicted model, not a curated record. The coding region runs from base 33 to 1310 and encodes 425 amino acids. Gene Ontology annotation, biological process: regulation of transcription by RNA polymerase II. The transcript is spliced from 10 exons.